UUCUGCUUCUGCUUCAAACGUAAAACCCUAAACCCUAGCCGCGUUUCUCAUCUUCUUUCUUCUUGCCCAAGCUCCAUUCUCUUUAAAACAUGGAUUUCGAAAAUUUUCUUCGUUAAAAGAAUUAUUCAUGUUCUUUGUUAACAGAACAAGGCAGCAAGCCGAUACUUUUGAAGGUCAGCAAUGGCUGCAUCAAGGAUAUCAUCCUGCGCAGCAAUGGCUGCAGCCGUCGCUUCGCUUUCAUAUACUGAUCGCGUGUACGCUGACGGCCCAUUUCGCUUAUUUUCCUUCUCUUCACCUCCCUCGACAUCGCAGGCUGAUCAAACGAAUCCUCCCAAAGUAGAACCAAAGCCGGAGGCCGAAGAGCCACAACGCGGCUCAUCCGGAUUCGAUCCCGAAUCAUUAGAAAGAGGUGCCAAAGCCCUUCGAGAGAUUAACAACUCAAAAUAUGCUAAACAGGUUUUCGAAUUAAUGAGGAAGCAAGAGGAGACUCGUUUGGCCGAGCUGGAUGUUGAGAAAGCCCAAUUUGAAGCCUUCCAAGCUCAAGCUGAUAUUGAGAAGCAAAGAAAAAUGGCAGAAGAACAAAGAAAUCUAGUACAACAACAAGCACAAAUAAAGGCACAAAUGGCGCGUCAUGAAGAUGAGUUGGCCAGGAAAAGAAUGCAGGCAGAUCAUGAAUCCCAGAGGCAAAAUAAUCGCGAAUUGGUUAGGAUGCAAGAGGAGUCUUCGGUUCGAAAAGAACAAGCUAGACGUGCCACAGAAGAACAAAUCCAAGCCCAACAACGCCAGACUGAAAAAGAGAGAGCUGAGAUAGAACGAGAAACAAUAAGAGUCAAGGCGAUGGCUGAGGCUGAAGCUCGAGCCCAUGAGGCCAAACUGACAGAAGACCAUAACAGGAGAAUGCUUGUAGAACGGAUUAAUGGUGAAAGAGAGAAGUGGCUUGCUGCCAUCAAUACAACUUUUGGACAUAUUGAAGGGGGUGUCAGGAUUUUAUUGACGGACCAGAGUAAAUUGGUUAUGGCCGUUGGUGGAGCUACUGCUUUAGCUGCUGGAAUUUACACGACCAGAGAAGGUGCUAGAGUAACCUGGGGUUACAUCAACCGGAUACUGGGCCAGCCUUCGCUUAUUCGAGAAUCAUCUAUUGCAAAAUUUCCAUUGUCAGGGGUCGUUUCUCGUGGUCUUAAGAAGGUUUUGAAUAAAGAUACUGGUGCGCAACAUAUAGCUCGUUUUGGGGACAUAAUUCUUCACCCAUCAUUGCAGAGGAGGAUUGAGCAACUUGCUCGGGCUACAGCAAACACCAAGACUCAUCAGGCACCCUUUCGCAACAUGCUGUUUUAUGGUCCUCCUGGGACUGGUAAAACUAUGGUUGCAAGGGAGAUAGCUCGGAAAUCGGGUCUGGAUUACGCCAUGAUGACAGGGGGAGAUGUUGCACCUUUGGGUCCUCAGGCUGUGACAAAAAUCCAUGAAAUUUUUGAUUGGGCUAAAAAGUCAAGGAAAGGCCUACUGAUCUUUAUUGAUGAGGCUGAUGCUUUUCUUUGCGAGCGUAACAGCACUCACAUGAGUGAAGCUCAACGAAGUGCUCUUAAUGCGUUGCUGUUUCGAACUGGAGAUCAGUCGAGGGACAUAGUCCUCGUUCUGGCCACUAAUAGACCUGGUGAUCUUGAUAGUGCUAUCACAGACCGCAUAGAUGAGGUGAUUGAGUUUCCACUCCCGGGAGAGGAGGAGCGUGUCAAACUACUGAAUCUCUAUUUGAACAAAUACCUCUCCAGUGAAGAGAAGACUGAAUCCUUGUAUGGAUCGAUGUUGAAAAAGAAACAACAGAAGAUAAUUGUAAAAGACAUUUCCGAGGAUGUGAUCCGCGAGGCUGCCCGGAAGACAGAAGGUUUCUCUGGUAGGGAGAUAGCAAAGCUUAUGGCCAGUGUCCAAGCUGCAGUGUAUGGGAGACCAGACUGUGUUUUGGAUUCCCAACUUUUCAAUGAAGUUGUAGAUUAUAAAGUUGCAGAGCAUCACCAGCGUAUGAAGCUUGCAGCAACUGGUGUUUAGUUAGCU
Messenger RNA from Telopea speciosissima, 2046 nucleotides. Its product is annotated as ATPase family AAA domain-containing protein 3-like. Lineage: Eukaryota; Viridiplantae; Streptophyta; Magnoliopsida; Proteales; Proteaceae. Gene Ontology annotation, molecular function: ATP hydrolysis activity; ATP binding; zinc ion binding. The transcript is spliced from 8 exons. Gene Ontology annotation, cellular component: mitochondrion. The record is from RefSeq and is a predicted model, not a curated record. Bases 181 to 2040 code for a protein of 619 amino acids. Gene Ontology annotation, biological process: mitochondrion organization.